Pistacia vera is the source of this 825-nucleotide messenger RNA. RefSeq names its product probable phospholipid hydroperoxide glutathione peroxidase. Gene Ontology annotation, molecular function: glutathione peroxidase activity. Gene Ontology annotation, biological process: response to oxidative stress. The record is from RefSeq and is a predicted model, not a curated record. The coding region runs from base 98 to 592 and encodes 164 amino acids. Gene Ontology annotation, cellular component: cytosol. Lineage: Eukaryota; Viridiplantae; Streptophyta; Magnoliopsida; Sapindales; Anacardiaceae. The transcript has 6 exons.
CUGUAUCUACUUCUCUUCUUUUAACAAACUAUUUCUCUUCAAAUUAUAAGAAAACCAUUUUGAUUUCUCCAUCAACACUUUGAAAUCUAAUCAUAGAAUGGCCAGCGAAUCCAAGAAAUCAGUUCAUGACUUCACUGUUAAGGAUGCAAGGGGAAAUGUUGUUGAUCUUAGCAUUUAUAAAGGAAAGGUCCUCUUGAUUGUCAAUGUUGCAUCACAGUGUGGCUUGACCAAUUCCAACUAUACAGAGCUGAGUCAGUUUUACCAGAAAUACAGAGAUCAAGGCCUGGAAAUUCUUGCAUUUCCCUGUAACCAGUUUGGAGCUCAGGAACCUGGAAGCAAUGAAGAGAUCGUGGAAUUUGCUUGCACUCGCUUUAAGGCUGAGUAUCCCAUAUUUGACAAGGUGGAUGUGAAUGGUGAGAGUGCUGCUCCUAUAUACAAGUUCCUGAAGUCGAGCAAAGGUGAAGACAAUAUCAAAUGGAAUUUUUCCAAGUUCUUGGUUGACAAAGAUGGGAAUGUUGUUAAUCAUUAUGACCCAACUACUAACCCUUCUAGCUUUGAGAAUGAUAUAAAGGAACUCCUGGGAGUUGCAUAGAGGAUCAGUGGUGCUGCUUGCUGUACGAAAUAUAUCAGAGUGUUAUGAUGAAUAAGGGCUUUCAUGAAACACAAGCUUUGUUUCCUUUUCCUAUAGAUAUACUUGUAUAUGUAUAAGUUGGACAGUGCUUGGGAGUGAGAGAAUUGGUUUUGCUUUGUUUUUGCUUUGCUUUUGGAGUCUCAGUAACAUUACAGGGUACUGUAAUAUAUAAGAUUAAAGUUUUACUUUUGUAA